GAAGAAUAUACCGGAAGUAAGAAAUUCGUAUCGCAAAUGAUUUUUCUUUUUAUUAGUUGUUUUUGUGUAUAUCAGCCAAGGAAGCCUAUAUCUUAAACAGUUAGAUAUGGGAAGACGAAGAUCAUAUUCGGAGUCUGAUGACUCAUCAGAUGAUUCCUCAAUGAGUCGCAGCCCCUCACCACAAAAAUCAAAUAAGCACAGGCGGCAAAGGUCACAAUCUGUAGAGCGAAAUAGACGACACAGGUCAAGGUCAUCAGAUCGCUAUAAUAAUAGGAGAUCAAGAUCACCACAAAAGCACAGACGUUACAAAUCUCGAUCCCGUUCACGAUCUCCAAAGUAUAGUAAAAGACAUAGAUCCAGAUCACCAAUGCAUAGAUCACGUUCCAGAUCUCGAUCCAAAACUCAAAGUAAACGAUACAAGUCACCAUCAGAUUCCCCAAAACGUCAAAAACGCAGGCAUUCAAGAUCUAGGUCUCCUGAUACCCAUAAGCAUAGUAAACAAAGUGACUUUAAAAGGGAAUCUAGAAACAAUGAUAUUCAAUAUGAAACUAGCAGAGACUCUAAAGGACGAGGAAAUUAUGAAGCUGAUAGGAACUCCUCUAGAUCUGGAUCACAUUUUGACCGAGGGGCAAACUCAGCACCACAUCAUACAGGAUCGGGAUAUAAGCAUCACAGAGAAAUGAAUGGCAGGUCUGAAGAAGAGCUCCUAGAAUUCUUUGACAAGAGACGUCAAGAUCGUGAAAAGAUUGGUGUUCUGGGAGCUAUUGAGGUAUGGGGAAUGUCCCCCCAGGCUGAGCUUGAAAACUCUGAAGCCAGUAGUGCAUCAGAAGAUGGGAGCGAAGUCAGCUCAGAAGAUAAUUCUAAGAAAAAGAAGAAAAGAAAGAAGGAAAAGAAAUCAAAGAAGAAGAAAUCCAAAAAGAAAAAGAAAAAACACAAGAAGCGUAUCCAUAGCGAUGGAGAAGAGGAACCAAUGUGGGUUGAGAAAACACUCAAACCUGUUGCCAAGGCAGUGAGAAGUGACAGCGAGACUAGCGAUAGCGAAGAUGAGGAGACCAACUUUAUCGGGCCAGUGCUUGGUGAUGGUAGUGAAGAGAUUCAGUCUAAGCUUGACUAUGGUAAAGCCCUGCUGCCUGGAGAGGGUGCUGCCAUGGCUGCAUAUAUCGCAGAUGGGAAACGUAUUCCACGUAGAGGAGAGAUCGGGUUGGAACCAGAGGAGAUUGAAGCAUAUGAAAAGACAGGCUACGUCAUGAGCGGAAGCAGACAUCGGAGAAUGGAAGCUGUCCGUCUGCGUAAAGAGAAUCAGAUUUACAGUGCUGAUGAAAAGAGGGCGCUGGCGAGCUUCAAUUAUGCUGAGAGAUCGAAACGUGAAAACAAGAUUUUAUCACAGUUCAAAUCACUUGUACAUAAAAAGACAUCUGGCAAGAAAUAAAACAUAUAGUUCUGCUGUCCUUCACUCGAUUGAGUCCCUUUUCACACAUA
Molecule: messenger RNA, 1479 nt
Organism: Owenia fusiformis
Lineage: Eukaryota; Metazoa; Annelida; Polychaeta; Sabellida; Oweniidae
Source: the annotation of a GenBank genome assembly